AUGCCUUUGUCUCGUCCAGAAAGACCAAAACACCUUUCUCCCAAAAAAUGUCGUCACCUUAGAAAACUUGUUUCAGCAAAUAAAUUUUCUACCUGUUCUGAGUUGGCAAACAUUUUAAAUGGAAAACAUCUUAACCUUAAUAUAAGCAAAAGAACUGUGCUCAAUGAAUUUCACAGACUUAAUUAUGUUAGUACAGUCCCAAAAACAAUUCCUUUACUUACGGAUCUUCAUAAACAACGCCAUCUUGAAUUUGCCAUGAAAUAUCGAAAGCAAAACUGGAAUAAA
This is a messenger RNA of Funneliformis mosseae, 285 nucleotides long. NCBI's taxonomy places the organism in Eukaryota, Fungi, Glomeromycota, Glomeromycetes, Glomerales, Glomeraceae. The record is from the annotation of a GenBank genome assembly.